AUGAUCUUCUACUUCUCGCUGCUGUCGUGCGAGACGUGGGGCACUGAGCGGGAGUGGGCAGUGGCCACGCUAGUGACCAUGUCAAUGGCCGUGGCGGACUUGUGCACUGCGGGCUGGGGCAUGCUGGUGCUGGUGACUUCUUCGCGGGCCAUUUUGCUGGAAGCAGCAGCAGCAGCAGCAGAAGGCUGCAGCGACUGGAAGGCUUAUUUCUUCUACUACGCAACAGCAGUGGUCAUCACGGCCCACGUGACUGUGGCGCUGCAGCAGCAGCUGCUGCUGCAGCUGCUGCAGCAGCUGCUGCUGCUGCAGCGCGAAAAAGUGCCGUCGGGGCCAGCAGCUGCAGCAGCUGCAGCAGCUGCUGCUGCUGCAGUGCGAAAAAGUGCCGUCGGGGCAGCUUCAGGGAGCGAGGAAGUGACUCUGACUCAACAGGCCUUCGCCUCCAGCAACGAGCUGGUGCAGCAGCAGCCGCUGCAGCAGCAGCAGCAGCAGCAGCAGCGGCUGCGGGGAGCAGCAGCAGCAGCAGAGAGCCGCAGCGAAGCUGCAGCAAGAGGCUGA
This is a messenger RNA of Eimeria necatrix, 555 nucleotides long. RefSeq lists its product as hypothetical. Bases 1 to 555 code for a protein of 184 amino acids. Lineage: Eukaryota; Apicomplexa; Conoidasida; Eucoccidiorida; Eimeriidae. The record is from RefSeq and is a predicted model, not a curated record. The transcript has 2 exons.